Molecule: messenger RNA, 1524 nt
Organism: Rhodamnia argentea
Lineage: Eukaryota; Viridiplantae; Streptophyta; Magnoliopsida; Myrtales; Myrtaceae
Product: putative hydrolase C777.06c
Exons: 10
Coding region: 103-1092 (329 amino acids)
Source: RefSeq, a predicted model, not a curated record
GAUCGAUCACGAGUGACUCCCGAAUCUCCCGCAAGAUCGCCGAUCUCUUCACGCCAUCGCCUCUCCUCUCUCUCUCUCUCUCUCUCUCGCUUCCUUGGAUUGAUGGAGGUCGAAGAUGUGGGGAUCGGCUCGAGCCGCGCCGCGAAUGGGCCGAUGGCGGGCGAUGGCAGCGGAUCCGCUCUGAUCUUUCUGGGGACCGGGUGUUCGAGCGCCGUCCCCUAUGCAACGUGCCUGAUCCAGCCGUCGGAUCCGCCGUGCGGCGUCUGUUCUCAGUCGCUUGUGCUCCCGCCGGAUGCUAACCCUAAUUACCGGUGCAAUACAUCCCUUCUUAUUGAUUACUGCCCGAACAAUACUAAGCAUAGCUAUAUAUUGAUUGAUGUUGGGAAGACAUUCAGGGAGCAAGUACUUCGGUGGUUUACAUUGUAUAAGAUUCCCCAUGUUGAUUCAAUAAUCUUGACUCAUGAACACGCUGAUGCAGUUCUUGGUCUGGAUGAUAUUCGUGCCAUACAGCCUUUUAGUCCCACGAAUGACAUUGAUCCAACUCCUUUAUACUUGAGUCAGCAUGCAAUGGACAGCAUUGCAGAGAAAUUCCCAUACUUGGUUCGGAAGAAACUUAAGGAAGGUCAGGAGGUGAGACGAGUGGCACAGCUUGACUGGACAAUUAUUGAGGAAAAUUGUGAGAAAUCAUUUGUUGCUUCAGGCCUCCAAUUUUUUCCUCUACCGGUUAUGCAUGGAGAAGAUUAUGUAUGCCUUGGAUUUCUUUUUGGAGAAAAAUGUAAGGUCGCUUACAUAUCUGAUGUAUCUCGCUUCCCCCCAAGCACAGAACAAGUUAUUUUAAAAAAUGGGGAUUGGCAGCUGGAUCUUCUUAUCUUGGACACUCUCUACAAGGCAGGAUCUCAUAAUGUUCACUUAUGCUUGCCUCAGACUCUUGAAGCCAUCAAGAGGAUACGUCCAAAGCAAGCUCUACUAAUUGGAAUGACUCAUGAGUUCGACCACCAUAAGGACAAUGAAUCUCUUAUCGAGUGGUCAAGAAGAGAAGGAAUUGAUGUGCAACUGGCACGUGAUGGCUUGAGGGUUCCCAUAGAUCUGUGAUGAUUGGCAAGAUCGGAUAUUGAAUAGUCAGAUUAUAAGUAUAGACGGUUCACAAUCCAUGUUGGAUCAACGGGAUGGUGACCAUGCUCAUGCAGUUACGGAAUUUAUUGUCCGUGCCCAGUUUCAAACUAAUUUGUGGAAGGUGCUUCACAUAGCCAAGAGCACUUUGCUGACUCGACCAUCACUAUAUCAUUACCAUGUUAAUGCUCUGAGACCAAGGAGUUUGACGCCUUUGCAUAGUACGAUUUUCACCUGUUCUAUGACAUUGAUUGAAUCCCUCAAAGGAGAAGUAGAAGAGGAAACAGUAAAGGGGGAAACUUUAUAAGCAUAAGAUAGUUUUUUUACAUUCGGUGUUUGCUCGAAGCAAGGUCCUUUCAAUCAGCCUUGCAGAGGCCUUUUGGCUCUAAAUGUAAUUUGACCAUUAACAAUUCA